Molecule: messenger RNA, 1047 nt
Organism: Acanthocheilonema viteae
Lineage: Eukaryota; Metazoa; Nematoda; Chromadorea; Rhabditida; Onchocercidae
Source: the annotation of a GenBank genome assembly
AUGAAUGUUGCUUCAGCAGCACGUCCACAUUAUUUUCGACUUUUCCAAUCCAUUGGUAAUGUGAAAGACGGUGUGAAAAAAAUAUGUUUUGUCCGUGCGGAUGCUUUAGUGCGUACAGAAAUGCUUCGUUCUUCGAAUUUGACGCGAACUGAAAGUGCAGCGUUACGACCCAUCGAAAGUUGUCUUCGUGAAUUAUUGACUCUUUGGUUUUGUCAAAGCAAUUUACGCUUGCAGCAAUUGACAAUUGAAUCACCUGGUGAUAUCCUUGACAAAGUUAUGAAAUAUGAAGCUGUUCAUCCGAUAUCCGGUUUGAUAGAUAUGAAACGUCGUCUUGGCCCUAAUCGACGUUGCUUUGUGUUUAUGCAUGAAGCUAUGAAUCGUGAACCAUUGGUGGUUGUUUAUGCUGCACUUAUGAAAAAAAUUGCCAGAAGUCUUGAAAAUAUAAUGAAUGACGCCGAUAUAUGUGAAGAUGAAAGCGCAAGUGAUACAGCUAUGUUUUAUUCGAUAUCAUCAACACAAGCAGGUCAUGCUGUCAGGUUGCGUGGUAUCGAUUUGGGUAAUAUGUUGAUCAAACGGGUAAUUGCUGAAAUUUCAAACACCAAUCCGCAUAUACGUGUAUUUGCGACCUUAUCACCUAUGCCUCAUUUUCGUACCUGGCUUUUACGGUCCCUUAAAUGUGUGGCACCAUCUGGCGAUAUAAUUGACGAAAGGUUGUUGACGAUGUGUGAAAAAAAUGAAUUCUUUAAAGGCGAUAUCAAAAUAAUCGAGCUCGUACGAUUGUUCUUAUUGGAUCAUUUGAAUAAAAUUGAUGUAAAUAAACAUGAAGAAAUUUUCGAGAUUCUUUUGCAUUUAGCGGUUCGAUAUUUGUUGGAAAUAAAACAUUCUGGUACAGGACGUGUUUUUGAUCCCGUCGAAAAUUUUCAUUUACGAAAUGGCGCGGAAAUUUAUGCCGUAAAUUGGAAGGCUGAUACAACAAGAAGAGGAAUGGAAAGCAGUUAUGGUGUGAUGGUCAAUUAUAUAUAUCGAUUAGAUCAGUUUGGUGGUUAG